Molecule: messenger RNA, 3096 nt
Organism: Xiphias gladius (swordfish)
Lineage: Eukaryota; Metazoa; Chordata; Actinopteri; Istiophoriformes; Xiphiidae
Gene: cers5
Product: ceramide synthase 5
Exons: 10
Coding region: 144-1157 (337 amino acids)
Biological process (GO): ceramide biosynthetic process
Cellular component (GO): membrane
Molecular function (GO): sphingosine N-acyltransferase activity; DNA binding
Source: RefSeq, a predicted model, not a curated record
GCUGGUGCGGUAAAGUUGAGUGUGGCAAGUCAUCAUACGAGCGGCGCUGGGGCGGGAGAGGCGCUAAGCAGGUCACGCAUCCUUUCUUUCGGAUAAGAAAACCAAUUUCUUCCAACCGUCCGGGGACAGGAGCACUGCGGAACAUGGCUGCUCUUUCAGCCUGGUUUUGGAACGAGAGGUUUUGGCUGCCACACAACGUAACCUGGGCGGAUCUGGCAGACCCAGCGCCCGGGGUGGAGUAUCCCAAGGCUGGACACUUGUUUACUGCCUUGCCGCUUGCUUUGGGAAUCUUCGCCGUCAGGAUACUCUUCGAGAGAUUUAUUGCCAGCACCUGUGCCCGGAGUCUCCAUAUUCAACCAGGUGUUGGAAGAAGAGCUCACCCCAAUGCAGUGCUGGAGAAAGUGUUUACAUCCAUCACAAAGAAUCCAGACUCCCGCCAUCUGGAUGGCCUGUCCAAGCAGCUGGACUGGGAGGUGCGAAAGGUCCAGCGAUGGUUCAGACACCGCAGGAACCAAGAUAAACCCAGCACACACACUAAGUUCUGUGAGAGCAUGUGGAGGCUUACAUUUUAUUUGUGCAUAUUUAGCUAUGGGCUCCAGUUUCUGUGGCAGUCCCCUUGGAUGUGGGAUACACGGCAUUGCUGGUACAAUUACCCCUAUCAGGUCAUGACUCCGGGCCUUUACCACUACUAUGUGACAGAACUAGCCUUCUACUGGUCACUCAUGUUCUCCCAGUUCACCGACAUAAAAAGGAAGGACUUCCUUAUCAUGUUCAUCCACCACCUGGCUACAGUCGGCCUGAUCAGCUUUUCCUAUGUUAACAACAUGGCGCGAGUAGGGAGCCUGGUGAUGUGUGUCCACGACGCCUCUGACUUCCUGCUAGAGGCAGCCAAGCUGGCCAACUAUGCCAAAUACCAGCGCCUGUGUGACUUCCUCUUCAUUGUUUUUAGUGUGGCAUUCUUUAUCACACGACUUGUUAUAUAUCCAAUAUGGGUCCUGAACUCCACAAUGUUUGAGAGCUGGGCCAUAGUCGGGCCGUUCCCGUCCUGGUGGCUCUUCAACUUCUUGCUGCUGGUCCUUCAAGUGCUGCAUAUCAUCUGGUCCUACCUCAUAGCCCGUAUAGCUGUCAAAGCCAUGCUGCGCGGCAAGGGUCAUUAAGCGGAUUGAUUAGAAUGAUGUGGAUCACGUGCCGCGGCCGUCGCAGUCACCAGAUCACAACCCCACUGAACGCCUGUGGUUGAUUUUUGGGUUGACCACAGAUUGUCUGGCAGCACUCUGCACCACCAUCAUUUUGGAAGAGCGGUGUUUCAUCCCUCCAGUAGAGUCUCAACACCUACCUAAGACACUUCAUGUGGGGUUUUUCCUUUCAUUUGUCACCCAUCUUUAUGUCCAACUGUUUCUCAUUAGUCAGGAGUGUGUUGAAAUUGUCCCCACACCACCACCCUGUGGCCAUGAUGAACACAGGUGAUCUGCAUGAAUACGACAGUUGUGAGGCUUCUUUAAAAGAAGAGAACGAAACAAACAAAGAAAUCCUUAACUAAUUCCACAUAGAGCAACGGUAACACACUAAAUUAAAAGUCUGAGGGUGAAGCUGCAUCAAGCAACAUUUUUGCCUGUGACCCCUCGUCAGGUUGAAUUUCUAGGCACUGCCAGUAGUUCAGUCAAAGAGAUAUUUCCCCUGCUUCAGCUGUUUUGUUAGAAUCAUUUUUAGAGGCUUAAAAAAGAUCAAACUUAAGAGAACAGUCAGAAAAAUAAACAUAAUUUUGUGUAUCAGAUUUUUUUUGUUUUUUAACUAAUUACCAGGGCAAUAAUCUCAUGAUGCCAUGUAACCAGGAUGGUAACUGCCCUGAACAGUAAAAUGAGGCUAUGAAGAAAAGAGCACACCGACCCCCACUAGUGGAGUUUCACCCAGUUUUUCCUAAUAAAAUUCUGGUGUCAGUUAUCUACACGUUUCUGCCCACAAGAAAAAAAAAUCUGUCCUUAACAGCGGAGAGAAAGAUGGACUCUGGACACUAUUGAAUUGCAAUAAAUAUUUUCCUUCACUGUCACUUUGGUAUUAAGUGAUCACAGACCAGCAGGGUCUUGUCCUGAGCUUGUUCUGUACACUCUGCUGAUGUUUCUCAGGAUUAAAUGUACAUGUACCUCUGGUCGCUAUUUUGGAAACCAGCAUGUGAAACUGCCACUCGUAGUUUUAAAAACAUUGAAAUGUCUCCAGGCACAAUAUAUCGCCACCCCGCAAAGGUGAACCGCACAGAAAGUAGACAAAGUGUAUUUAAAAUUUUCAUGGAAAAGAACUGAAGCUCAUAAGUAACUUCAUAACUAUUAUAUACACUGCUUUCAAGAUAGAUGGCUUAUUAGAUUGAAUUCCAAUUGUCAGUAUUUGUGGGCUGGAAAAAACGUCUGAAAAUCUGCACUUUGACACAUUUAAAAAACAAAAAAAAAAUAAUUAAAAAAUAAGAUGUAACAGAGCUCCAAAAUGGACAAAUAAUGCCCAGACUGUAGGUGCGCCUGUACAACACACAAAAACAAAUACAAAAAGUUUCUAAGGAUAGAUUCCCAUUUGUUCUGAGUCUGUUUUAAAACAAUGCUCACAUCCUCAUAUGUACAUUGAAGAGUUUUUAUGAUUAAUAGUCCCCCUCAUCAUAAUGGCACUAAAGACAUCCUUCUUAAUGUGAUCCUAAUGUAAGAAAUUGGGAUGAAAGUACACAGAAAAACUCGCCUAAUGUACAUAUGGGUAUGUCAGUAUUAUAUUAAGAUGACCUUGACAAAAUAUGAACUUUAAUCCUUUAAUAUGUCAUCGAGGAGCAAUGUCAAACAAUCACAGCAUUAUAUGCCAAAAAGAUAAACUGCCACUCAUAUUGUUCUUUCAGUGAUUAAGUUACUUCAGAGUUAUACAUUUUAUUUUGGACUGAAGUUUUUUUUAACCUAUGUAGUUUGUGCUUAUUCUCUUCAACGGAAAUUAAAAAAAACAACAUAAUUGCAUCUAUUUUCCCUGUCUACUAGGUGUGCAACGACGUCCGCAGUGACAUAGAGAGCAGCUCAGAAGAAGAGGCCGGCAAGCCCACAGAAGGCCUCAAGACUUCUGCUCAUUCUCCCA